GCAACUUCUGAAUAAAAAGGCAAAACAAGAAAGCUGCCAAUCCCUCGUUCUCUCUCUCUCCUCCCCCCAAAACAGGCUUGUGGGAAAAAGCAGAGGAAAUCUCGCAAGAAAACCUCUUCACUCUUCCUCACCAUUUCGAUCUUCUCCAUCUUCUCCGCAAACAAUGCUCGAUUCCAGAAACCGACUCGGAUGAUGGAACUCAACGAUUCCUCCUCCGACAGGCUCUCUGAACCCCGGAGCGGCGUCAAGGACGAGAAUCGCUCCUUUCUCGAAAUCGAUCUCAACGAAAUCCCCGCCGCCGCAGCCGCCGGAUCUAGCACCGGUGGUCAGGAUACCGACGCUGACUUUGAACCCGUCGAAGUUGUUCGCGCAAUCCAUGAUAAUCCGGACCCCGCCCCGGGCGCGCCUGCCGAGGUGCCUGGUCCGGAUCAGGCCGCCACGUGCGGCGCGUGCGGGAGGCCCGAGUCGCCGGACCUCGUGGUGGUCUGCGAUGGCUGUGAGCGAGGGUUUCAUCUUGGGUGUGUCAACGGUGGAGUGGAGGCGGCGCCGGCCUCUGAUUGGAUUUGUGGCGACUGUGUUAGUAGCGGCGUGAGGAGCAAACUUUGGCCGUUGGGGUUGAAGUCUAAGCUUCUUCUGGAUAUCAACGCCUCCCCGCCGAGUGACGUGGAGGGAGACGGGAACGGAGAUGAGGAGAUACCGGACUUGAGAAAGCACAUGCCAGCCAGCAGUUCUUUCCUUGGCAAUGCUUUCGGAAAUGCAAUGACCUACUCAAGCUUUUUGAAUCCUGGUAGAGGAUAUGACAAUCAUAAAGCUUCAGGGGUAACUGCUUGCAAUACCAAAAUAGGUUUAAAAGAUUUAUUGGGUUCUCAUGCUCUAGAGAGUUUUCAGCAGUUAGGUUUUGGUUUUCCACUAGGAAGCCUGGUUAAUAGUAGUACGCCCUUCAGAAUUCCGUCAUGGAAUACAAGCGAGUUGCUUCUGCAGGGCCUCAGGAAUUUCAUCACUGAAAGGCAUGGAGUAUUGGAGGAUGGUUGGCAUGUUGAAUUAAAACAUUCUUUGGACAGUAAUGAUCUCUGUGCAGUGUACUGUGCACCAAAUGGGGAAACAUUUGGUUCAAUGCGAGAAGUUGCUUGUUAUCUGGGUUUGACAGCUAAUGGUAACUACAGUGGCAUGGAUGCUGAAAUCAGGAAUCAGAGUUCUCCUCUGCAAGAAGGACAACGUUUAGCCAAGAGAAGAAAGACGUCGAGACUGUCCAUCAAUGGUUUUCCUGAGCAAAAGGGGAGUCCAGCAACUGCUCAAUGCAGGCGCUUUCCCUUCAAUGGGCAGAUAAUUUACAGUUCAUCCCUUAAAUCUGGUACUCUUUUGCAGGCUGGUGAAUCUGUUUCUCCUGGAAUUGGUGACUUCAAGUUUGGACGAGCUAGAAAUGGGUUUCCGAUCCAGUUUGAAGAUUUCUAUGUUUUGUCUCUGGGACAAGUUGAUACAAGGCAGUCUUAUCACGAAGUUAAUAAUAUCUAUCCGAUAGGUUAUAAGUCCUGUUGGCAUGACAAGAUCACAGGGUCUCUUUUUACAUGUGAAGUAUCUGAUGGUGGUGUUUCUGGCCCUGUUUUCAAGGUCAAACGGUCCUCUUGCUCUGAAUUGUCUGUUCCAGUUGGAUCAACUGUUCUCUCUUGUCCCAAAAUCGAGCAAUUUUUCUUACGGAACAAUCAAGAAGGUGGUGAUCUCAUAGACAAUAAUCGGGAGCAUGAUGUUGAGAUUCUCCUUUCAGAUCCCUGUCCACCUCUUGGAGAUGACAUCUUGUCUUGUUUGGACAAUAGUAGACAUGGUAAGGCAUUUGACCACUUGCAUGGGGUAGUUGGUUCUGUUCGUGACAUUUUCAGCAGCCCAUCAUCAAAUAACCUGGAGCAUGGGGAUGAAAUUGGUGAAAUUAUUGUGGAAGAGGAUUCGUUGUCCGCUGCAUGGAAAAAGGUUUCUGAGAAAGUCAUUGAUGCAUGUUCCAAAAUCUAUAACCAGAAUGGUACCUUGAAGUUCUUUUGCAAACAUGAUGAGAAAGGAACAAAGAUCAACUGGGAUAUGAUGAAUGACAAAGACAAUUCGUUUUUAUCUUCGUUGUCAAAGUUUUGCUGCUCUUUUGCGCCUGUUGAUACUACAUCUGAGGAUAUGGAUAAAAUUGAGAUUGCAACUUUAGCUGAUACUUUAUCGAGGUGGCUAGAUCAGGAUAGGUUUGGACUUGAUGCAGAAUUUGUGCUGGAAAUGAUCGAACAUCUACCUGGUGCUGACUCUUGUUUGAAAUACAGAUUUCUGAAGAAUAGAAAUUCUGUUUCGGUUUCUGCAACUGUUGGCAAUGGAGUUCUACUCGUCAAUGCAAAGGGUGGAGAAGAGGCCAAGGAAGAUGCAUAUGGUGGGUUUUCUCAUAGUUGCAAGAGGCCUAGAUUGAAUGGUGGUUGUGGUGUGCGCAAUGGACGCCCUCCCCCUGGGAGGCCAUUGUGCCUGAGGCUUCCUCCUGCUCUUGUUGGUGACUUCCUUCAGGUAUCUGAGGUAUUUUGGCGUUUCCAUGAAGUUUUGGGCUUGGAAGAGCCUUUCACGCUAGAGAAGCUUGAAGAUGAGCUUAUCAACCCGCAGUUUGACAGUUUAGUUCUUGAUAAACAUGGGAAAGAAGUUAACAGAAGUUGGAUAAACUCCAGAGAUUUAGAUUGUACAGCUAGGAAUACUCCACCUCUUUCUUCAGAAAAUUCCUCUUCUUCCUUACAAAUGGGUACAAAAACAAGGGAGCAUUGUGAAGCUAAGCUUUCAGAUUCCUCUCAGGGGCAGUGCUUAGAUGCGCUUUUAACAAGGGCUCACGUUUCGCUUCUGCAAGUGCUAAUAUGUGAACUGCAAUCCAUGGUAGCUGCGUUUGUUGAUCCAAACUUUGAUUCCGGAGAAUCAAGAUCCAGAAGAGGUCGGAAAAAGGAUGACACUUCUCUUUCUGCUAAAAGAAACAAGCUACAUAUGCUUCCUGUUAAUGAGCUUACGUGGCCUGAAUUAGCUCGUAGAUACAUUUUGUCCUUUUUAUCGAUGGAUGGCAACCUUGAAUCAGCAGAGAUUGCUGCCCGUGAAAGUGGGAAAGUAUUCCGUUGCUUACAAGGUGAUGGUGGCUUACUUUGUGGUUCACUCACGGGAGUGGCUGGGAUGGAAGCGGAUGCAAUGUUGCUCGCAGAGGCUACAAAGAAAGUAUUUGGUUCUUUGAAAAGAGAAAAUGCUGUUCUUUCUGUGGAAGAAGGUGACUCUGGUGCCCCUGAAACCAACACCUGCAAUGGUGAUAUGCCUGAGUGGGCGCAGAUAUUGGAACCUGUAAAAAAGCUACCGACAAAUGUUGGGACUAGAAUCAGGAAAUGCGUUUAUGAAGCUUUGGAGAAAAAUCCACCAGAUUGGGCAAAGAAGAUAUUGGAGCAUUCCAUCAGCAAAGAAAUCUAUAAAGGAAAUGCAUCAGGGCCAACAAAGAAAGCUGUCCUUUCGUUGCUAGCGGAUGUGAGAGGAGGAGAUUUAGAGCAGAAGACUGUAAAAGCAACCAAGAAAAGGAGUAUUAUAGAUGUAUCUGAUGUUAUUAUGAAGAAAUGUCGUGUUGUAUUGCGAGAUGUUGCUACUGCUGAUGAUGACAAGGUCUUUUGCACCUUGUUGGGGCGGAAGUUACUAAAUUCCAGCGAUAAUGAUGAUGAAGGACUCCUGGGAUCUCCUGCCAUGGUAUCACGUCCCCUAGACUUUAGAACUAUCGAUCUGAGGUUGGCUACAGGUUCAUAUGGUGGAUCACAUGAAGCUUUUCUUGAGGAUGUUCGUGAGCUAUGGAGUAACAUACGUGCUAUGUAUGUUGAUCAACCCGAUUGUGUAGAAUUGGCUGAAACAUUGUCCCAAAAAUUUGAGUCACUGUGUGAGGCCGAGGUUCUACCACUCGUUCAGAAACUUAUGGACUACACAAAAUCUGAGUGCUUAAGUGCUGAGAUGAAAAAGGAAAUAAAAGAUUUGGUUGCUUCAACAAACAAGCUUCCCAAGGCUCCCUGGGAUGAGGGGGUGUGUAAAGUAUGUGGCGUUGACAAAGAUGAUGACAGUGUUCUCUUGUGUGAUACAUGUGAUGCUGAGUAUCACACAUAUUGUUUGAAUCCUCCACUGAUUAGGAUUCCUGAAGGAAAUUGGUAUUGUCCAUCCUGUGUCAUAGCCAAACGCAUGGCUGAAGAUGCUCUAGAAUCUUACAAACUAAUCAGGCGAAGGAAAGGUAGAAAGUAUCAGGGGGAAGUUACUCGGAUUUAUUUGGAAACAACUGGCCGUCUAGCUGCUGUGAUGGAAGAAAAAGACUAUUGGGAGUUCAGUGCCGAGGAGAGAAUCUUGCUGCUUAAGCUUCUGUGUGAUGAGCUGCUUAGCUCAGUCCUUGUUCAUCAACACCUUGAGCAGUGUGCUGAAGCUAUAGUUGAAUUGCAGCAGAAGUUGCGUUCUCUUUCAUCAGAAUGGAGAAACAUGAAGUUUAGGGAAGAAUUCCUGUCGGCCAAACUUGCAAAGGUCAAUCCAAGUAUUCUGAAGGAAUUGGUAGAGCCGCAAAAAUCAAGUGGUUCUGCGGAUCACCUUGGAAGUGAUUCACGACCGCGGGAUGGUAUUGGAAGCAGAGCUACGCUUGACGAUUUAAGCGAGCAUUCUUCUGCUACAUUGUCUAACAACAAUGGCGGAAAACCUGCACUUGAUACCAGUACUCAACCAGAAGAUGCAUGUUCUAUUUCUGGUGAGAGUAAGAUCCUCCCUUUGAAGAAAGAUACAGCCCCUAGCUCAUGUGAGUUGCCUAUGCCUGUGCACAAGUCAGUUGGAAAGAAUCAGGAAGAACCUUCUCUACCAUCGAAUUCGGUGGAGUUGCAUACAUGUCAUGAUGCAUCUUCUCUGGCUUCUGAGGAGGUGCAGGCUUGUCAACUUGAGUUGAAUACCAUCAACAAUGACAUUCUUCAUCUACAAAAAUCAAUGACAAGCAUAGAGUCACAGCUUUUGAAGCAAUCUAUACGGAGAGACUUUCUGGGUUGUGAUUCUGGUGAUCGUUUAUACUGGCUUUCGUGCUUGCCAGAUGGGCAUCCUCAUAUAUUUGUUGAUGAAAGCGUCUCUGUGCAAAAAUCCUUAUCAUUGCAUAGCCAUACGGAUUUGAUUGGUUCAAAAGCUCCAUCCCCAUUUCUAAGUGGAGUUGACCAUGGUAGGGUAAUGCGAUCACCGUGGACCUAUUAUGAAACGGAUACAGAAAUUGAAGAACUGGUUCAAUGGCUGAAGGAUGAUGACCCCAAAGAAAGAGACCUAAAAGAGGCUAUUAUGUGCUGGAAAAGGUUAAGAUUUCAGGAGCCUCAAAAUGAAAGGAGCAAACCAGAGAAUUCCUUGUCUCAAGUUUCCCCUGCUCCUCUUGUGACCAAGGCUGCCAUGUCACUGGUGAAGAGAUAUGGUCCAUGUUUCAAACUGGAAAAUGAAACUGUCAGAAAACGGGGGAAGAAGACAAAGUUUGCAGAGCGAGAGAAACUAUAUAGAUGUGAAUGCUUAGAGCCUGUCUUGCCGUCCAUGAUUCACUGCCUCAUAUGCCACAAAACGUUCUCAAGUGAUGGUGAAUUUGAGGAGCACAGUGAUGGUAGGUGUAUUGCAGCACCACUAGUGAAUAAAGGCGAGGAAGUUCCUGAUUCUUCGAAAGGGAAAGGAAAUGUGAAAUCUAAUUGUCUUAACUCGAAAUCCAGUGCUGGGAAUGACCUAGUUGAAGUGCCCAAUGAUUCUGAGCUUGGUUCUGGGCUGAUAAGAUAUCAAGAUGAAGAAUCCAUCUCCCCGUACCACUUUGAAGAGAUCUGUGCCAAGUUUGUGACAAAGGAUUCUAACAGAGAUUUGGUUAAAGAGAUAGGUUUGAUUGGUUCGAAUGGAAUUCCAAAAUUGAUUCCAUCGUCAUCUGUUUAUGUUAAGGAAUCUAUGCUUAUCUCUGUCACAUCCAAGGAGCAAGAUGGUGAUUCAAGUGAUCAGCUCGUGCCCACGGACAGAAUGUCUCUCUUACAUGGCAAUACCAAAGCUAAUGGUGAGGGUCUCUACUGUGAAUCUGAUGUGUCACUUGGUAGUGAUUUCGGUUGUGUAGCAAAACCGAAUGGACCGGUGGGGUACGGAUUGUCAGAGCGAAAGAACCAGAGAUCUUCAGGUAAUCAUUACGAACCUGAUGGGGUGAAGGGGUGCUGUGUGGUUCCCCAAACUUCUCUGAGACCUGUUGGUGGGAAAGGUUCAUCUAUUUUCAGGUUGCUUAGAAAAAACUUGCUUGAAAUGGAUGCGGCACUACCUGAACACUCCUUGAGACCUUCUAAAGCGCACUUAGACCACAGAUGGGCCUGGCGUGCAUUUGUCAAAUCUGCGAAAAGCAUUUAUGAGUUGGUUCAAGCAACAAUUGUGUUGGAAGACAUGAUCAGGACAGAGUACUUGAGGAAUGAGUGGUGGUACUGGUCAUCCCUCUCAGCUGCUGCCAAAACUUCAACACUCUCAGCCCUUUCCCUCCGUAUCUACGCCCUCGAUGCUGCGAUUUUGUAUGAUAAAACCACCUCUGAGUCAAAUCCUAAUGAAGAAACGAAGCCCACCAGCUUGACAGACCAGAAGCCACAACCUUCUUCAGAAACGCAAGAAAAGGGGAAAGGAAGCAGGAGGUCUGGUAAGAAGAGGAAAGAAGCCGAGGGAUGAUUGCGGGUUCCUGUCUGUAUAACUGUGGAAGUAUUGAUGUGGAUGAACUUGUACUGAAGCUUAGCAGCUCUGCCCAUGUCUCCGGAGAAUAAAACCAGCACUUGUCCUUGACACUGGGGGCACCUUGAUUUCUGAUGGAAAGUUCGAGUCUGAUCACGUUGCCGGUUGGUUCUGAAGACUGGUUGCUGAUUUGUGCGUGGCUGAUGAGCCAUGUGUAUGUAGGUAUAGGGAAGGUUCCUCUCAAGCUCAUGGCAAAGUUUAUCAAGCUGGAUUUCUCUUCUUGGAUUGGGCUGGAUAGAGAGGAACAUGGGUGCGGGCAUGUAGGGCUUCUUUUUCUUUUCUUUUUUUACUUAAAAGUUAAUCAGGAAGAAAAAAGAGGGAGCAGCAGCGGGGGAGGAACGGCAUAUUAGAUGAGGGAAUAUGUACACAUUAUAGAAGAUGGGGGCUAAUGAGAGGAAAGAUGACAGCGAAUGUAGAAUUAGUGUUUAAGAGCUGUAGACAUAUAGCUGGCUGUGGCUGGUAUCAGGCAGGCAGCAUAAUUUUCAUUC
This is a messenger RNA of Tarenaya hassleriana, 7232 nucleotides long. Its product is annotated as methyl-CpG-binding domain-containing protein 9. Gene Ontology annotation, cellular component: nucleus. The record is from RefSeq and is a predicted model, not a curated record. The coding region runs from base 190 to 6684 and encodes 2164 amino acids. Gene Ontology annotation, molecular function: protein binding; DNA binding. The transcript has 10 exons. NCBI's taxonomy places the organism in Eukaryota, Viridiplantae, Streptophyta, Magnoliopsida, Brassicales, Cleomaceae.